Molecule: messenger RNA, 990 nt
Organism: Cooperia oncophora
Lineage: Eukaryota; Metazoa; Nematoda; Chromadorea; Rhabditida; Trichostrongylidae
Source: the annotation of a GenBank genome assembly
AUGUUAUUGAGGAUUAGUCUAUUAAUAGUUAUCACUACAGCAGAACCAUUAUAUCGAAGAAGCGUUUCCUCAGAGCAGUUACAAGAUACAGCCGACAAGGCAUUUCUACGGACAGUUUCCAUUGUAGAACAACGUACUGAGUAUGGUCGAUUAGUGUUACUGCUCUGCCGGCGGUAUUGCCCCAGACUUCGAUCUUGGAUACCUCAAUGGGUUCGGGACAUCAAUGAGGACCGAGGAUAUCAUGGCAGCGAUACAAUCGGAUAUCACUACUACACCUAUAAAAGGCCGUUACCGUUCCUUGACGAAGCAGAACUCGAGCAAUUCCCAGCGCUUGUUUAUAUCAUUGCUAAAACGCCGACGUAUUUCACUGGUAACAUCACCAGUCGGCAGUCAGUAUCGCGAUGGGUAGUCUCCUUGGAUCAUGUGAAAAUCGAAACUCCUCAAAAUAUAACUGCACUUGAUCACCUUAUCAGCACUACUUCAAAUUGCUCCGAGAAACUACUUGUAUUCGUCAACAACGAGAGGCAAUGUCCAGUGCCUUAUUGGGGUUCUGUGGCCAGAACUGCCUAUAUGUAUACUGGAGUGCGGCCAGUUUACCUCUCAGCCCCAAUGCCAGCAUCAAUGAGUGUGGUGCUUUACAAACGACUACCACUACUUGUUGAAUCGCAAUGCCAGCAGAUGUUUCUCAUGCACCAGGACAGCUACAGUAUCCAAUUCCAAGACUACACACCUCAUGCGGUGUGGGAAUUGAUCGAUAUUCUCCUACCAAACGCCACAGAAGAGUGUCCGCCACUUCAGGACACGAUGUGGUUUUCAGUUAUGCCUCCCUUAACCGAACUGCAAAUGAUCUAUUUUUCUGGUGAGCAUGAUCUAGUCAAAUUAGAACACAAGCAAGCGUAUGUACUUGUUGGUUUGACUGGUGGUAUUGCUGUUAUAGCGUUAGCUAUGAGCAUUUUCUGGGGUCUGAACGGUUCAGCGUUUGCCAAUUGA